Molecule: messenger RNA, 7580 nt
Organism: Bicyclus anynana (squinting bush brown)
Lineage: Eukaryota; Metazoa; Arthropoda; Insecta; Lepidoptera; Nymphalidae
Gene: fax
Product: failed axon connections
Exons: 6
Coding region: 213-1337 (374 amino acids)
Cellular component (GO): cytoplasm
Source: RefSeq, a predicted model, not a curated record
AUAGCGUUGCAGGCGUUGCUGAGCAACGGACCAGUUAUAUUCACUCUGCGUCCGCUCUCAGUUCACUAUCUGUGGCGGGCCCUCGCGGUAGUCAGUAAAAGUUGCUAAUGCGCUCUGAGUAGCGGCGGUGAAUUAAAAUUUGUAUUAGACGCGUUUUAUUUGUGCGUGAACUAUUAAAACUUUGAAAGACUUGCGUGGUAUAUUCGUGCACAAUGGCUACCGAGGUAAUAAAUACUGUACCGGAGGCUGAGAAGGAGCAAAAAGACGACACGGCGGCGGACAACGGGCAGACAAAAGAGGAAACGCCGGCCGCGGGAGAAAAGACCGAAGAAAAGGUGGAAGAGAAAAAGGCCGAGCCGGCUGCACCGAAGCCGAAUGUGCACAAAAUUAAUUUUGAGCAAGAUCUGGUAUAUUUGUACCAAUUCUCACGGACGCCUUUGUUGCCGUCCACUUCUCCCUACUGCUUGAAAGUUGAAACAUGGCUGCGCCUUGCUGGCAUCAAAUACGAAAAUGUCGACCAUAAGGCGAAAUUCCGUUCCAAGAAGGGACAGCUUCCCUUCGUCGAGUUGAACGGAGAGGAGAUCGCCGACAGCACCUUCAUUAUCAAACAGCUGUCUGAGAAAUACAACAAGGAUUUGGAUGCUGGUCUGUCGGCCGAUCAGCGAGUCGUGACUCACGCUAUGAUCUCUAUGAUCGAGAACCAUCUCUCGUGGGUCAUCUUCUGGUGGCGUGCCAAGUAUCCCGAGAGCGUGCUCAAGGGAUACCAGAUGAAUCUCCAGAAUGCGCUCAACACGCGUCUGCCGAUACCGAUCCUGAACUUCUGCUACAAGUUCAACUCUGGUCGCAAGGGCAUGAAAAAAGCGAAGGCUCACGGCAUCGGCGUUCACAGCCAGGAAGAGAUCAUCGACUUCGGCAACAACGAUCUUCGUGUGCUUUCCGACCUGCUCUCCGAUAAGCCGUUCUUCUUCGGGGACGAGCCAACUCUCCUGGAUGUAGUCGCUUUCGCGAACCUCGCGCAGCUGCACUUCAUCGAUAAGGAUGUGCAGCACGCACUGCGCGAUUCUUUGAACGAGUCGUUCCCGAAUCUCGUCGGUCUGGUGUCGCGCCUCAAGGAGCGUGCGUUCCCGGACUGGGAGGAGCUCUGCGCCCCUGAGGUGCCUCCGCCGCCGGCGAAGAAGGAGAAGGAGGUCAAGGAGGGCACAGGGCCUGCUGAGAAACAACCGCUCCCGGAGGACGCUGAGAAGGGAAAGGGCGACGAGAAGGAGAAGGAGCCGGAAGAGAAGGAGAAGGAGAAAGAGAAGGAGAAGGAAACCGAGAAGGAGGAGAAGGAGAAGUAAGCGCGAAAAUGAGCGAAAUAGUGGUGUGUGGUGAUGGAAACCACUUAACUUAGAUUAUAACAUACAUUAGUUAAGAGCUGGUGGUAAUCAAUUUAAAAUGAAUUCAUCUUUAUACUAAUUACACUUAAUAUGGAAUAAGUGUUAUUUGUUUCUUUCUUGUCUUUAUUUAGAAUUAAAAUAAUUAUAAGGAGAAUCACCAAGUGAAUGGAUAUUAUAUUAUUCUGAAAUCUUUAAAGUUAUUGAUAUGUAUUUAUAUAUUAUACAUUUUUCAAAAUGAAUAUUUAUUGAGGUGAUAAGGGAUGCAAACAACCUAACUUGGCGAUAAGGGAAUGAAGUAAAUGUUAGAACUAUUAUAAUUAUGUAAAAGUAAAUUUCAUGAAAUCUUGUAAUUUCAGGCCACCAGCUCUAUUAGUUAUUUAUUUUCUGUAUCUUUAGCUACAAGUUGAUUAUAGUUUAAGUGACACUCGAAUACAAUUUGUAUAUCGUAAGAGUGUAAAUCCAUUUGUCUUUCCCAUUCUAUCAUUUGACGAGAUCGUCUUUACUCGUUUAUGCCCAUAACACAAUUUUUUUCUAAUAAAGUUAUCCAAAAUUUUAUUUUGCGGUCUUUAAAAGUCCGCGUAUAGACGAACAAACUAAAACUAUCUUAAAAGGAAACGAAGAUAUAUAACGAAGACAGAUUACUCUUAUUUUAUAGUUGAGUUUAGAUACUUGAUUAGAUCUCUAUGAGAAUCAUUUUUAUUAUCAUGCCUCAUGGCACAAAUUUGUAUACUAAACUAUUUUGAGCUUUGACUUUUGUGAAUUCUCGAAAAUCAAUAUUAUUAAUUGAAUUUUAAUAAUAAAUUGAUGGCUAAUUCCCGGACGAAGAAAGCACACCGCGAUACGGCAAAGUGUUCGUUUCUAGGUUCUCUAAAAUUGAAAUUUUGUAUGUUUUUAUUUUUAGUGUGUCAACACGAGUUAGAUCGAAUAGUUACGGUGCGUCGUAGAGGAUAUCACAGAGGACAGUGUCAUUUAAUGAAUGUAUAACUAUUUUGGGUUGUUUUCAUACGAGUUGUUUCUCUUUCUUUGUCUUAAUGAGUAUAUUUUAUACAUCACCUUUCAUUUUAUUUCAUAUCCAUUGUGAUAAUCUCUCGUAGACAAUUAAUCUAAAUAAGGACCAGUAGGAACACUACGUCUUUAAUGAUAAACUGCUAGAGAGAAUAUCGUAAAUUAAUGAUACACUUGGAUUCAUUAUCAUUCAUCUCAUUAUCAUCCAAUCACAUUUUUUGCGAUAAGACGGCUUUAUAAUUUCACGUACUACAAAAAACAAUUCAUGCAUUACGCGCGGUAUGUUAGAAAUACAUUAUUGCAAAAAAUAAUAAUUUACAAUAUUUAUUAAGAUGUGGGAAGACAAAGGACUCCGUCAAAACUCUCUAUUAUAUUAUAAAGUAGAAAAAAUUUCAUGGUUUGGAUUCCCAGCUCGGAAAUAUAUAUAUUUCCUAAAGUCUUGUCGUAGCUAAAUAACACCCUACCGAUAAAGACGGACCGCCAAACUAUUUAACGUUCCAGUACGAUGAGGUGAUCGAGCUCGCUCAAAGAGAGAUUCGACGGCCUCCGUGGUGCAGUGGUAUGUGGGGCGGAUUUACGAGACUGAGGUCCUGGGUUCGAUUCCCGGCUGAGCCGAUUGAGGUUUUCUUAAUUGGUCCAGGUCUGGUAGUGGGAGGCUACAGCCGUAGCUAGUUACCUUUACCUACCGGUAAAGACGUACCGCCAUGCGAUUUAGCGUUCCGGUACGAUACCGUGUAGAAACCGAAAGGGGUGUGGAUUUUCAUCCUCCUCCUAACAAGUUAGCCAGCUUCCAUCUAAGAUUCAUCACUUACCAUCAGGUGAGAUUGUCGUCAAGGGCUAACCUGUAAUUAAUAAAAAAAUAUAGAUAAACUGUGAACUUUUUCUACGAUCUAAGAUUGCAUCGUCCCUUAACAUCAAGUGAGAUCAAUGUCAAGCUUUAAUUCGUCACUUAACCUUAAACAGGGAACCUGGAAUGAACAAUAAUAAAAAAAAAUACUUUUCAGAACCUUCUGAAAUAUUCAAACUGGAUAUGCUGGAUAUAUUUUGAAAAAAAAAAAAUUGUUGUUGUGGGCCUAAAAUUUUUAUAUUACAUUGCGCUUAAUAUUUCUCACAUGUUAACAUUAGAUUAGGCUCGAUGUCAUGUGCCGCCGAUUCUCCACGUUGUCUGAUGUGUUCUAUGCUUGUAAUAGUUGAAUUCCAUGUAUUUCAUUGCUUUGUCCAAUUAUUUUUUUUAUAUAUAUAUAAUUUAAUUUUUCUUUUUAUAACUAUGGUAUAUAAUAUUAAGUGUAAUACGUAAGUUAAAGUAACUCACAGGAGUAGUUAAACAUAUUGUAAUCGAAUAAAUUAUAAUUAUUAUUAUUGAAUGUUAAUUAUAAGAAAUUUAAAGUCAUCGGCGCCAGUUUGCAUUGACUAAGAUCUGCGAACCCUUGUAGUCGAUCGAUUUAACUAAUACACAUAUUUUAUUGUAAUCUGAAAAUGAAUAGUUUACUUGAUAAUCCGAUUCGUACAUUUGGAAGUUGUGAAAAUUGUUUAAUUAAGACUAGGUGUAACUUAUACCAAAAAAAAAUUGUCUGAGGUUUUAGAUAUUUGGAAUGUAUGAACGGCGACAGCGAACUAACGAACGCGCUGGCUAUACGUUUAGAAUGUUUUGAGAUACUUCUACUCUAUUGUUUUUGUUUUUUACGAAUUAAAAAAAAAAAAGAAAAGAAAGAAUUUACAAUUUACAAAUUUUUGAUAUAACGACAACGCCAGGAAGACUGUUUUUUAAUAGUCUGUAAUGUUUUGAUAUUGUAUUAGUUUUUAAGGUUAAGGUAUAUUCAACUUAUAUAUUAUAAUAUGUCGCCCAUUGGUUGGUCCGCGUCGUUGCAUUAUAUUCGCCGUCGUCGCGAUCCUAGUGAACUUUCUGCAUCUAUCGACCAAUAGUAUCCUCUGUUUCUAACUCAAGAUCAGGGAUGAUGACUAGAUUUUAAUACAUUGACUUUUAUGAUACAUUCGGGUAAAUAACGUCCAUGUUAACUAACUAACGUACCAUUUUGUAUGGGGCGGUUUUCAGAGAUCCGCGGCAGAAUCCACCUAGCUCCAAAAGUAAUGAUCGCAGAUAGCCUGUUACUUUUACAAAAUUGCUUUACUAUUAGCAUACUUCUAAAUUAUAUACAAUUUAAAAAACUGUCAUCAUCCCUACUAGACCCUACACUUCCCCUAAACAUGCCCCUUCACACUGGUGUUUCUUCAAUGUUGAGAAAGACAUACUAGACUGAAGAGGUCAUUGAACUUUUCCUACCGUUUUAAUUUGACACAUCCAUUCAUGUUAAACUUAUUUUUGAUUUAUAAUUUGUUGCCUAGUAGUUUAACAACAAUCGUUAUCACAGACUUGUCUAUAAAAAAAAGCGUGUGUCAGUUCCGACGCACGAAUGGAGUUUACUCUUUCAGUUUGUUGUCUAAAUAGUGUAUAUUGCCCCGCAGCUUACACUAUGUACGUCUAAAUACCUACGCCUUAAAAGUGAAAGGUGCGCAACCAAGGAACAGCAGGCCGCGGAAUGCGCGCUCGCACGUAUGUGCACGCUGUUGGCGGCAGCGCACUGUGAAAGGUGCGCUGAAUAGGUUGCGCAUAAAAACGUUGUCAUUCGAUAUAUGAAAAGUCGAUUAAGGAGUAAACUCCAAAAAUCGAGUAGAUAAUUAGUUGACGUUUGAGUUUUUCCAACAGUCGUCAGACCUGUAUAGCAGCAAUGGGGAGCAGAAAGUUUCCACCGGCGCCCAUCACCAACCCCGAUGGGCGUCGUUGAAAUACCAGUAGAUUAUUCAGGAUCUGCAUGAAAGUGGCGGAAAGAUACCAUAUUUGGUCCGCACGACUUGUUACGUUUGUAUUCCCGACAAGUCUCGCGAGUCAAGCGAAACCGCGCCACAAUACGCGGUUUCGCUUGUCGAUCCUUCACGUUUGCGUUACACCACCGAUAGAUGUCAGUCCGUUCGCUAGGCGAUGGACCGUUAGUUCCGUUGUACUUGUAACUUCACACUUCUUAUAUAAAUACUAAAUUCUAGGUUAGUGGGAUAUGUAAAUUUGAUCAAGUCUAAUGAUGUUCAUGAAGAGUAGAUAUCAUAAUAAGUGUUCCGUUUUCCCCGGUCCAAUGAGGCCUGGUACGGAGCACUAAAUGAUAUUAGGCUAAGGAAUAUAUUCGUAAACGUAGACAGCUCGUGGCCGAGCACCGGGCCGGCGGCUAUAAGUACGGGGCGACGCCGCAGUUCGUCCCUCAGUGAGGGUGCGUUUCAGUUGAGUCGAGACUAACGCUAGCUACAGUCCUGGAUUAUCCUUUGUGCUACUUAAGCAAUCACGUCUGGCCUACCACCAGAGACGGUUAGAAAAUUAACGAGCACUCUUUAAAGCUUUUUUUUCAAAUUAAAAAAAAAAAUCCGCACAUUUUAAAUUGACGUUGAGUGGGGUCACAGGUGAAGAUAGCUUAGGGCACCAACUAACCUUAAUACGGCACUGGCUAGUCAGCACGCAGUGAAGAUGUGACCGUAUAUACCAUCAUAACUAUCUUCAUCGUUGUGAGCCAAAUCACCUGACUAUACAAACAUCUCAGACAUAGGAAACGGCUAUCGCGUCUUUGACGACUUGGGUAACUUUUGACACGCCGUCUUUCAAUAAUCUUAUUGGUCUCUUGUUACUAGUAUUUUCUCAAUUGAAACGCACCUGCGGAUAGCAUUUGUUCUGAAAGCGAGCUGCAAUAUUUGUAGUUGAGGAGUGUUUUUUGACAGUAACGGCAAAGGAGCCGCCGACCGACUACGGACGGCGGGUUCGCUACGAUUUUGCAGCUUGCUUGCGAAUUCAUGCGAUCGCACAUAUAGACGAUAAGAAACGGUGAUGUGACGAAUGUUAUCAUAUUAACACCGUUAAUAGCAUUUCGUAUUCGAAAUUAUCACACAUACAAAAAUUUAUAAAAUACAUAGAAUGAUUUUCGUUUUUGAAAAAUAUUAUAAAAUUAGUAAAGUCCGCCUAAAGAUUGUAAUACGAGUAAGUCUGAUUGAUUUGUUAUAAAAUAAAUUGUACAUUCCAAAAGGAUGGUUGUGCGUGGAUAACGUGUUCGUUACAUCACUAAUUAUAAUUAUAAUUAUAAUUAGAUGAGACAUUUCAGUUCAUAUUAAUAAUUUUGAUUUGAAAUUUUUGGGGUAUGGUAGACAAAUAAGUCCCUCCCAACAACUGCUGACCAUCACUGCCAUUAGCCUUGGAUGUAAGAAAAUAAGAUUAGAGAUUAGAAUAAAUGUUGAUGGUCACGCCACGCGACGUACCACUGUCCUUACUCUUACUUCUUAAUUAUAGAUUAUUAGGUGUUACUCCGAUCGCCGUCCACCGCAAGUCAACAACGUUGACAAGCGAGGCGGAGCGCUCGCUGCAGUGAGCAUCCAUCUCGAUUGCGGCUGACGGUCGAACCCGAUCGGAGCCUGUUUCAUAGUAUCUGACGCCAACGCUUGCACGUGCUUCAUUGUCAACGCGCCCAAGCUUCCGCUCGCGACCGUGCGACAUUCAGGGCUCACAUUUUCAUACGACAUUUGAAUCUUGAAGGUAGCGACCCGUGCGAAAGUCAAAGGUAGCGAUCCUGUCGCGGUCGCCAAGAUCGGAAUGCUACCUUUACCAUCACCUAUGAAAAUACCACGUGACCUCAUUCUUUACAAUUCUUAUGAAUUGUCAAGCUUGACGUUACUUGCUUGUGUAAAGGUUUAAACGCCCUAGCGAAUGAGAACCCUGACGCAAAUAUAUGUGUAGCUAAUUAGGAAUAGAAUUAAGGGACCCGACUCUGCGCACUGUAGACGACGCGUCGGGUCGCACGUGGGACGGUAAAGUAGCCAAUGUAUUUGCUGAGAUACAACUCUUUAUUGUCUCACAACUAAAUCUAAAUAUACUUAAUCAGAUUCAAAUUUAUUCGAUGACUCAAUUUGUUUUGUAAGUUACUUAGUGCUAUAUUAUAAAUUAAAGCUAAUUAUAAUUAUUGUAGGUCUUAUUGUCUCAUGUUUAUUACACUUAUUAUUAUUUUUUAAUAAGUAAUUGCUAUUUUUUUUCUAUAUUUUAUCAAUUGUCUUGAUUCAUUACCUUUGGUGGUUUCUCAAUUAAUGUGUCAAUAUUAUAAUUGUAAGUAAUAUUCGUUAGAUAGUAAUGGUUCGCCAUAAAUGUAUCGUUUAAUAUAAUUAUACAACUUAACUGAG